GCCGUGCUGAACCACUUGUUGGCAGAGAGCUGGUGACGUCGGUGGUGUAGGCCGAGCCCUGCCGCCGCUCACACUUGAGGCAGCACUAGCAGCAGCUCAAGUGUGUGAGUGUGUGUGAGAGUGAGAGGGAGAGUGUGUGUGGGUGGGUGCGCGCCCGCGUGUCGGUGUGAGUGAGUGCGUGCGGUUUCUCGUCCUGACAUCGCGUCGGUCCUCGUCGGUCCGAUUAGUCUGAGCCGCGGAUACUCAGAGGCAGACGCCCUCGAGGACUCGACUUGGAUUGCCUCCUUCCUCCUUGUGGGCCGCUGUCCCGGCUCCAGUCAACAGGUGCCGCCGUGGAUGUGAGGCGGCCCCCGCUGUCCGCCGCGGCCCCCGCCGCCCCCCGCGCCCGCGCCGCCGGCGGCUCGCUUUCUCUCCCCGCGGGACACCAAACGGCGACAAAAUAAAAUUGCGGAGGCUAUCGCUCUUCUCCUCCUCCGGGAGCGGGAACAGCGGCAACAGCAAUGCGGGCGGCGGUGGCGGCGCGGCCGGCGGCCAGCUCAACGGCGUCGGGGACCCCGCCGCGCCCGCCCCGGCCAUGUUCUCCAAGCUCAAGGGGGCCGGGGGCGGUGCGGCGGCCGGCCACAGCCCCCUCGACACGAACCCCAUCUCGCAGUACUACGAGGUGGGCAAGCAGACGGCCUGCGCCGGCCCUGGCCUCAUCUGGAAGAUCUACGAUGCCGUGCGCAAGUCCGACAGAAAGGAGGCCUCAAUCUUCCUGUUCGAGAAGCGGCUGGCUGAGAAGUUGCACAAACCCAAGAGAAAAGACACGGUGUGCGAGGUGCUGAGGGGCAGCGUCCGCCAGCUUGAACGCUUCCGGCACCCGAGGAUACUGCAGGUGCUGCACUCGGUGGAGGAGUGCAACGAGACGCUGGCCUUCGCCUCGGAGCCCAUCCUGGCCAGUCUGGCCAACAUCCUGGCCUACCACGAGGCGUCCGGCAGCGGUGCGGGCGGCGCGCCGACGACGGGGGCCUCGCACCCAAACACCGUCACGAGGCCGCCGUCGCACGCCAAGGACUACAGCUUCCUCGACCUGGAGAUCAAAUACGGCCUGCUACAGCUCACCGAGGCCCUGUCGUACCUCCACUACCAGCACCACAUGCUGCACCGGCAUGUCUGCCCCGCCUCCAUCUUCGUCAACAAGCGCGGCGUGUGGAAGCUCGGAGGGCUCGAAUUCACAGAACGACUGAACGAGGCGGACCCCACUGAGCCCGUGCCCAUCACUCCAUGGACUUCAAGGUCUUCGAAGCUUUGUCAACCAGACUUAGAUUACAUAGCCCCAGAAGUACAGCUUCAUUCACAAAUAUGCAUGCAGAGCGAUAUGUUUUCGCUGGGAAUGGUCAUCACCGCCAUUUUUAACCACGGACGUCCUCUAAUGCAAGCCAACAACUCUAAUACAAGUUUCCAACGUCACUUAGAAACGCUCGACGAACAUGUGAAAAUGGUGGUGCCUGACAUUCCUCUUCCUCUUCGAGAGGCAACCGUGAGACUGCUCAACAAAGACCCCAAAGAAAGGCCUACCGCACAACUCCUUACCCUCAUAAAGUAUUUUACCACUGACACAGUUGUGACAACUCUUCAAUUUCUCGAUGUCAUCCAAAUGAAAGAUCCCCAACAGAAAAACGCAUUCUACCGUCAAACUCUUCGAGACAGUCUUCCCUACAUCCCUAGAAAAUUAUGGUUCCAACACGUAUGGCCUUGUCUGGAAGCCGAAAUGAAACAAUCUGAAGUGUUAGCAGCAGUUUUAAAACCUAUUCUUCUAAUGAUUGAACAUGUUGGAAUAGAAGAGUACGAAAUGUACAUCCAAGAAUCGUUCAGAACUGUUCUAACGUCACCUAAGACUAUUCAGGCAACUGUUUGCUUGCUUGAAAAUUUACAUAUAAUUCUUGAAAAGACGCAGAAGGAUGAGGCGAGAGCGGAAGUCCUAAGAGUUCUUUACAAUGCUUUUGAGAGCACCACCAUUCAAGUGCAGUCAGCUGCACUGUUUUCGGUCACAAACGUGGCUGAUUACAUCGAUGAACAGGCAAUACGACAUAUGAUACUUCCACGGACUGUGUCCGUCUUCAAUCAAAAUACUGCUGAUUUAAAGAUAACUAUAGCCGUUCUCAGUUGCGUGGAACGCAUUCUGGAUCGUCUAGACCGUCCACUAAUUCUAGACCAGGUGUUGCCCCUUCUGACGGAAGUCAGAUUGAGCGAUCCCGAAAUCAUGUACAGGGUGGUCUGUAUCUAUGCCUUGCUACUGAGAGACAAGAAAUAUGGACUUACAGUAAACCACAUGGCGACAAGGGUUAUGCCAGUGCUCCUUCCUCAGACUGUAAACCCACAGCUGAACCUGGAACAAUUCACUAUGCUAUUACAAGUUCUGCGGGAGAUGCUCGAACAAAUAGAUAGGAAUCAGCGAAACAAACUAAAACUUGACAAUAUGUCGUUACCAAGUCCAGAAAGGCGGCCUCUUCGACACCUCUUUUCAUCCGACAAUAUGCAUGUGCCACCUUUCAACAUUCCAAAUCUGCGCGUAGAGCAGAGAAAGACGUCAAGCGCAGAAGAUAUGGCGCGAAAGAACUCAACCGGGUCGUAUUCUGGCAUCCUGGGUGGUUGGUGGUUCGGCGGCAGCUCCAAUUCUCCAGACAGCAACUUCUUGCGUGUCCAAAAUGCACUGCCUAUCCGCCGGCUGUCGGACAACACGCUCAUGACGCCAAAGAUCCGCGUGGCACACUCUUGUGCCUCAUCGCCCGGAGGCUCGCCCGGCGGCCUUCCGAUCCGGAGGCACUCGUCUAUCGGGCCGCAGGAGAGGCGCGGCUCCAGCACCAACCUGUCCCCACCAACGGGGGCGGGCUUCUACCACGGCUCGGUCUCGAGGGAGGGCUCAACGCUUUCGGUGCCAGCCGCCUAUCUUGCACGGAGCAUGAUCGGCGGCAGCAUGCCAAACACGAGUUCCAGUACGCCCUUCCUCAGCUCGUCUAUGAGCAGCCUGAGGUCGCGAAGGCCGUCUGCCUGCCUGGGCGGCUCUCAAGGCUCAGGCUUGCUCCAGCAACUAGGCACCGGCAUGGUAAGGCAAUUCACAGGGUCCCCCAUGGGUUCCCCCAUGGGUUCCGUCGGUUCCCACAUGGGGUCCGGGUCCCCCCAGCAUCCCGGCAACGGGAGGGCCCACUCCUCGGUGCCCUCGCCACCCCAUGUAAGGACCAUCCUCGGCGUCUGGCUGGGGGAGGAGUUGACGCGACCCGCGCUGCUCGUGGCCGUCGACCGCCGUCGGCGACCUCGGCGGCCUUGGAGGCGCGGGCACGCCCGCUCCUCCUCAUUCUCUUUGCGUAGCACGGCUCCUAGCGCCGCCACGCGUCGCCCCGCACAUGCAUGCCUCGCGAGUCUGGAGAGGGGCGGAGCAGCAGCAGCAACGCCUGUCGAUACGCUCGUUUAUAUCGCCUCAAGAUAUAUGGCGGCUUUCUUUUUACGUUAUUUUUAUUUUCUCUUUGCUAUGUGCGGGGGGCUGUGCCCAAACCACGUGACCUAGGGGGGGGCAAAUAUUAUGGGGUUUCAAAGGGGCCAGGACUGUCAUUGAAGUCGAUAGUUGCCCCAUGAUAUUUGUACCCCAGGGUAAAAAUUUCAAGGGGUCCUUAGGGGUCAAUGGCCAAUCCAGAUUCUCUUCGGACCCAUACGAUUUCGCCCGCUCCCUCACUCCCCCUCUAAAACACGGGGUUUUAGGCACAGCCCUUUUGGGUUUUCUAGGGCUGCUGCCCUGGCUGCUCUGCCCCUUGUCGGACGAAACGCGUCACUGCUUUACUCACCUGUCGGCUGCUUAUUGAAGGCACUGGCACGCGCACCCCGCGUUGUGGCGCAGCACACGGUUAGCGUGCAAGCCGCUGCCUUUGUUCGCUUUGCGAAUCGCUUCCUUCAGCAGCGUCUCUCACCUUAAGAGGUGGGUUCUAGUUUGUUUCUGCACCCGCUGACGCGUAGUGAUGCGGACGAGUUUAUUGGUAACACACUCACACAUACAAUCUCUUUAGUAGAAUUUCUUACUCGAUUUGCACGUUUAUUAAACUAGUUUGUGUAGCAAGACAGCUAAUGAGCUAGUGCGGUAGUGGGAAAGGCACCACCGGAGUCAUGAAGGAAACGAGCACGAGGGAAGGUGAUGGGGUGGGUGGUGGGUUGGUGGGAAUACUGCUUGCUUGUCUAGGAGUGGAGUAGUGACUGUAGUUUAUACCCCACGCCAAGGCAUAGCUUCGUCCGGAGUAUAAAUUGGGCGUGGGGUCUUGACAUGUUAUCCAUUAUCUAAAUGUGAAUGUGUGUGACAUACACUUAAAGUUGAUUGGCAACGGACACACACAAAGGGUGUGUCUGUGUGUGUGUGACACGCACAUCACACACGGCUUUGUGUUGGAAACUGAACACUUUACUCCGACUGUUACGUAUCUGUGAUUGGCGUGGAUUUUCACGCUAUUCUAUGUGUGACAUGAUUAGCCCACGUUUUUUAUUGUGUGACGUUUGUCACGCUUCCAUAAGUGUUUUGUGUGUUGCGCACCUUUAUCUUUGUAUACACAAGCGGUCUGUGAGCCGCAGCAUGCUGUAGCUAGGUGUUGAACAGAGUCGGUUCAAAGGGCCGCGCCACUCGUGUUAAUUGCUGCACUCUAAUUUUAACACGUUCAGUGUGGUAUUAUGGCCUGCUAUGCGAUAUCUUUAUAUCGAUACGAUCUUCACGAAAAAAAAAAGAUUCGCUGAGUCAGCUAAUAUAUUGACUGGUAUUUGGACAGACAAGCACAUAAACUUCUGUAACCACUAUAUUGUCUACUCUAAUCAAUCAUUGGCUGUGCCAGUCAAAGAUAAGUUGUAUGAAAUAAUGAUUUGCCUGUAUCAGUAAGGUAGACCUCGACUGAUUUAGGGAAGGGAUAAGCUCUUACAGCUAAUUUUUGACUUGCACAGCCACACGGAAAAAAAUGAAUUGGUCGUCAUAACUAAAUAUUAGUUAAUUUCGUGUCAAUCGAUCAAAAAAUUGUUGAGGUAACCAAUAAUUUGUUGUCAGGACCAAGAUUAAGUUGCCAGAGCCAAGAGUUGGUCGCUAAAACCAAGCACGUUUGCUGCAGGAGCCAAUUCGUGGUUUGUUUUUAGAACGAAUGCGUUAGCUCAAGCACCGAACAGCUUGCUCUGACAACUUAAUCUUGGUUCUGAAAACAAAUUAUUAGUUACCUCAACAAUUUUUUGAUCGAUUGUCCCGAAAUUAACUAAUAUUUAGUUCUGACGACUAAUUCAUUUUUUUCCGUGCAAUGAUUGAUUAGAGUAGACAAUAUAGUGGUUACAGUAGUGUAUGUGCUUGUCUGUGCAUAUACCAGUCAAUGUAUUAGCUGAUUUAGCGAAUCUUCUUUUUUUUUUUUCGUGUUAACAUCUUGGGCCUAAAACUCCGUGACAUGCUUCUGAUAUCGACAUUCAUGUAACGAGCACUAAAUAAAAUAAACAAAAUAAAAAUCGUCAAUAUGCUUUGACCACGCUCGACACCACGAUAUUUUGCUGUGGGUAAAUCGUCUACAUUGAUGCAUAUCGCCCUUCGAGUUGUUUCGAUAUUGUACGAUAACGUUGGAAUCCGACAAAUUGGUUCGUUGUUCUAUACUUGUUUGAUAUCUUAGUGCAAUAUCAAAAGUUGGAUAUCGCGCAGUCCUAUUUUCUGAACUGCUUGUGAUCGUUCAGAUGGUACAUCCGUUAUCCGUUUUCCUCAGAUUUAUUUGGAAACUCGGCGCCUGCGAGACUCGGGGAGGCCACCCCGUGGUACACGCAUGCACGCAAUGCAAGAUGUGGCCUACCUGUCAGGCGCUACGGCAAAGCAUAGGCAGGCAGGACUUCUUGCCAUCGGGAGCCUCAUUCUAAAAUCUCAACUUCGUAAUUAGAACCGAUGCUUAUGCUGAUCGACGGCUGCCGAAGACGGGGUCAUACCGCACUGGACGUGUUAGUGAGACUGAAGAGCUGGUCCCCGUGAUUCCGUUUGCUCGUCAACUUGUGGCGUGUGAUCACGGGAACCAGAUUUUUAGAAUGCGUCUAAUCAUAACCCUUUUCUUCUUCGCUUUUCAGUAUCAACUAUUUUCUGGGCGCUAAUUCGGACUGCCUCACAAUCCGGCGGGUGUGUAUAUUUCGUAGGAAAUGGUUUUCUAGACCAGCAAAUUCAAGAAUCAAAAACUUAAGAAGAACUUGAUGAAGAUAUUUAUCAACCACGGACCAGAUAUCAAGUGAAUUUUGACUUUUGGUUUUACCCCAGCAAGUGGGAAAACCUGGGUCACCUAUGUUAUUAUAAAUUCGGUUUAUCAUUGGGUACAUACUUGUUCUUUCUACAAAAUUGUUAUUUCCAAACUUGAAAAAUGCCUUAUGAAUUUUCAAGAGGCGUGUUAUUAAUAUUCUACCGUUACUUAAUAAAUUUCUCUAUUAAAAAUGUCACUUUUAAAAGAGUCAAAAAUUUAAGAUUUCUAAAUUAGAGAGCUGGUAUCCGUGUUUCUCAGGCGUAACUAGUACCUUUUGUUUACUUUAUAAGUUGAGACAACGACCGCAACAUUCAAGUAAAUAAUGUUGUGUAUUAUACGUAUGUAAAGAAAAUUGUUUCAAUUGUGCAGGUAGUAAAAACUUUGUUUAAAUCUUCCAAGGCAUACUAAACAUUUUAAAUUUCUUAAACUUAAAUUUUAAAGGAUGUAAUGUUUUUAGAUUGUUUCCAUAUGAUUAAAUCUGUCUCUUUUGUGUUCUAAUAUCGCCCAGAUAUUUACUCCUUUGUAUAUACCCUUAGGUUGUCGAUAUAACUUCUAAAUCUUACUCAACGGCAUCGGCGUCAUGGAACACUUUACACUUUUAACUCGUCUUCAUUUGAUUUCUCUGUAAGUACUUCUAUUGAAUACAUGCAUUUUAAGAUACUGCGACUUGACUUAUAAUGGUCGCCUGUGAUUACCACUAUGUCAAUUUCAAUAUACUUCAGAGAGAUUGCAAAACUCCUUCCCGAAACGUUCCAAUUCCUUUAAUGCUACCCCCUUUCUCUAGUGCGCUUCCAAAGCCUAUUUUCACGCUAUAUCAUAGGUGUCCGUCCUAGCUUUGUGAUAUGCUCCCGAACGUAAAAUGGUGCCCUAUCUCCAGUGUUCUUAUGACUAUGAUGCCUUUCCCCAAAUAUAUUCCAUUGACGUGUAUUUGUUCUUGGAUGUAAGAUUUUCUUGUGAACUAGUUUUUCUCUUAUACAAGGUUAAACUAGCCUGACAAUCAUUAUGUGCUGUGCCUUCUUGUUAACUCUAUGACUACCAUCCCCUUUCGACAAUACGUUGCUAUUUAAGCACAGCAAUAAAUAAUAUCGUAACAUGGAAAAACUUUGUGACUCAAUACGUGACAUGCUGUCUAAGCCAAUGAAGUAUCAAUCAAAUCUGUAUGUAUGUUAUCGUUAUUUUGUGACUGGGGAAUUUUGUUGUUUUGAUGCUCUCUUUGCUUCUUUCAUGUAUUUCCUCCUGUCAUAAGAUUUUCCUCUGUCUUCCCUUUAAUGCUUUGUCUUCCCUCUUUUUCAAUUCGCCAAUUCGAAUCAUUACAUAGGUUUAUUUGGUAAGAAAACGUAGGGUUGUUUCUGAAAAACACUUCCCUCUUGGCGACGAUUUGUAUAUUCUGGUGUGUUUCGUCGUGAAUUCGUCCCUCUUAGUUGCAAUAACAUCGUCUUCAAGCGAAGUAAAUUUAAGCAUAUUCUUAAUCGUGUUGUAGAGCGGUGAUUGGUACAUGUACAAAUCAAAUCUGGGGGAUGUACAGCUUAGGACACAAUGUACUUACAUUUAUCGUCCCGAAUUAUUUUUCGUGCUGUCCCUUUUAUUCAAUGUAAUGUGUUGUUAGGUAGUCCAAGGCCUCAUUGAAUCCUAAUUUAAAGUAUUUUCAUUUACAAAUGUGAUAGCACUGGUAUUGUCGUAAUUUUUGCUAGCUAGACUGACACACUUGGCUAUCCUGUUUAUGAAAUUUAUUCAAAGUUUAUUUUUCGUAUAAAUAGAUUUUCCCAUUAGUUUCUUCUAUGUACUCUGUGGUCCUUCGAAUUUAUUUUUAGCCAUAACCGAUUUAACAAGACAGUAUGAGUUAUGAUGUUCAUGUGUGGCCUUCUCACGGCAGAUAAAAUCUAAACAAUUACUAAACAAAGCAGUUUAAGCUCUUUUUUACGUAUACACUUUCUAAGGAUUCGUAUUUUGUUUUCUGUCGCUCGCUACCUUGAAUUACAUGCGGUUACAAUCCGUAUACCGGUUGUGUCCCUUGCUCAAAAUACUGGUGCGCUGGUCGCGGUAUUCUUGGCGGGCCAAGAUUCCACGCUAUAAAGCACUUCGAGUGGUUUCUUAUUUUCUGGGAUAUUUGUUUCAUUUCAGGCCUAAAUGUUUCGAAGAUGUAGGAUAAUUACUUGCGCAAGGACCUGUUAAAAUUGCCUUUGGAACAGGAUCUUUCUUUUUAUUUCUUCACUUUGAGAUCAUGAAAGUUUUGCUAAAGGACAAUCUCUUCUUUUAGAUUAGUGGUUGACGGUGAGCGUGAACGCUCCUGCGACUCUGUACUAGUUAGUAUUAUCUUAAGUAUUUCUCGACUGUUUGUUCUCUUUCGAAAUAUUCGUUCUUAAGUUUACAGUGUCUAUUUAAACGAACGCCCCCAGGUGAUGUACUACCUAGUUUUCAUUCACUUUUGCAUUUUAUUUCGUAUGUAUAACUUGCGACUGGUUGUUAUUAUAAACCGUGUUAGGUUUCUACGUUGGUUGCAUUCCAUCAAGAAAAAUAAUUUUCAAUAAAAUGUUAACAUUGUGUGUGGAUUGAUUUGUAGUCUGUCUAAUGUAAAAGAUGUAACCACUUCCCAUGCCGACAAAUUAAUUGUCUGGCUUGUAGUGAUCAUGAGUGUGGCAUUUUAGGUGGAACGAUACAAUUCGUACUGUCUUCUCGGUUUCUUUCUCAAAACUGUUCAUCCCAUAUCAAAAACGCGCGUUUAGUCAUGUUAAUACCUAGUCCUGGAGAAAUUAACCAAUAUUUUUUUCUUUCAGUUGUAUAUCUUCCUAUGUAUGACUUGCGGGUCAUGUGGUCGCUGUAAAAUAUAUUUUCAUAAAUAAACGUCCUGUUAUAAUCAAA
This is a messenger RNA of Frankliniella occidentalis (western flower thrips), 9110 nucleotides long. RefSeq names its product SCY1-like protein 2 (gene bma). Gene Ontology annotation, molecular function: protein kinase activity; ATP binding. The transcript is spliced from 18 exons. Gene Ontology annotation, biological process: protein phosphorylation. The record is from RefSeq and is a predicted model, not a curated record. NCBI's taxonomy places the organism in Eukaryota, Metazoa, Arthropoda, Insecta, Thysanoptera, Thripidae. Bases 575 to 3544 code for a protein of 989 amino acids.